Dunckerocampus dactyliophorus (ringed pipefish) is the source of this 1040-nucleotide messenger RNA. RefSeq names its product T cell leukemia translocation altered (gene tcta). The transcript is spliced from 3 exons. Bases 133 to 438 code for a protein of 101 amino acids. The record is from RefSeq and is a predicted model, not a curated record. NCBI's taxonomy places the organism in Eukaryota, Metazoa, Chordata, Actinopteri, Syngnathiformes, Syngnathidae.
CAAACGUAAAAAGUGAAGAAAAAUGGCGACCUAGGGGUGGUGGAGCGACCGAGAGGGAUGUUUUAUCAUAUUUUAAACAUACUCGGGAGUUUACCCGUUUAUUAAACAAAAGCUUGACAUUUACCAUACGUUAUGGAGGAACCUUGGGAUUUCGAGUUUCUGUCUCGUAUCGCUGACAGCUGCUUAUCAUUUCUGUCGGAAUUCGUGGAGGACUGGCUCGCCAACGACAUGAGAGUGUCCAUAUUUAAAAUCCUUCUUAGCUGGUUGAUUUUUAGUCUUGUAGCAAUUCACUUCGCUUGGAAGGUUUAUGGGAACACUGUGAAUGACAUGUAUUACAGACAAGGUAGUGGACAAAACGGAGGCACACCUGACACAACACCUGGACUAGGACGAUGGGGGAGCGCAGCGGGAGAACCGUUCAAGACUCAUAGAGAUUAACAGGACCGUUUUAUGAAACUAAGAAGUCCCAGGGACAGUGAAUGCACCUUCAGAAAUCAGGGUCAUCAAGUCCUCACUGGCAAGCACUUGUAAAUACACAAUUUAUUUAAACCCUUGUGUCUCUGAUCAUUUAACGGUGUCGUUUAAGUCUCUAACAUGUUUAAAAGCACAAAACCCAAUGUUUGUCGUCUGCAGAGUCUGGUGCUUUAUAUAGUGGAGCGUAAACUCAGCCAACGUCGGACACAAACGAUCUUUAUUCACAUUACCCAUUGGGUGAUCGACAGUUAGCUGUACAACCACUUUCAAACUGAUGCUCUCCAAUGAAAAGCUCUAUCUCCAUUUUUUUUUUCUUCCAACAACCCUGCCCAGUUCACCCAAAUAAAAACCAUUUUAAUAAAUGUUAUUUUUUUCCCCCUUCGUCCAAAAAGGACAAAAAUUUAUUUUAUUUGUUAAAUCACAGCCAUAUUUUGAGAUGGAAUCCAACCCCCAAACACAAAUUAAAUGUGUUUUUUAAUCAAACAAAAAUAUAUAUAUUUUUGAUAUAUAUGACAAAAAACAUUAAACACAUGUAUCUCCAAGUUUGUUUUUUUUCCAAAAUAACA